Messenger RNA from Pistacia vera, 4406 nucleotides. Its product is annotated as kinesin-like protein KIN-14B. The transcript has 24 exons. Bases 252 to 4142 code for a protein of 1296 amino acids. The record is from RefSeq and is a predicted model, not a curated record. Gene Ontology annotation, biological process: microtubule-based movement. Gene Ontology annotation, molecular function: microtubule motor activity; ATP binding; microtubule binding. NCBI's taxonomy places the organism in Eukaryota, Viridiplantae, Streptophyta, Magnoliopsida, Sapindales, Anacardiaceae.
UCGUGAAGUAAUACUGAGCACAAAUUACUUGUGUCCCAAACAGCCGUUGAGUGUUCCUAUAUCAAUCCGCCAUUUCCAAUACGGCGUCGUUCUCAUCGUCACUCUCUCUCCACCCUUCAUUUUAUUACAUUACAGGGCCAAAGCAAAAACAAAAGCAAAGCAAAAAGAUUGGAUGACGAUCUCUAGAGACAGUCUUUUGAAAUUUUAGCUCUGAAAUUUGGUUGUGAGUGAAGUAGGGUUUUGGUUUAGUAAUGGCGGAGAACAAGAACCGGUGGAACUGGGAGGUGAGUGGCUUCGAGCCGACGAAGACGUCGUCGUCGUCAUCCUCCACGUCGCCGUUCGACCGCCCCGAGGACCAGCGGCCAGCUGUUGCACCUCUGGUUCGGCGCUACUCGAUAUCUGCCACGUCGGUUUCGCCGCAUUCUCCGGAGAUUUCGAGGCAGGCGCUUGCUACUAAGGUUCAGCGAUUGAAGGAUAAACUUAAGCUAGCAAAAGAAGAUUACUUGGGAUUGAGGCAAGAAGCAAGUGAUCUGCAGGAGUACUCUAAUGCAAAGCUUGACCGAGUUACACGUUAUCUCGGUGUUCUUGCUGAGAAAACCCGUAAGCUAGAUCAAGUUGCCAUCGAAACUGAAGCUAGAAUAUCUCCACUGAUCAAUGAAAAGAAAAGAUUGUUCAAUGACUUGUUGACGUCCAAAGGAAACAUAAAGGUAUUUUGCCGCACGAGGCCAUUAUUUGAAGACGAAGGUCAUUCAGUUGUUGAAUUUCCUGAUGAUUGCACUAUUCGUGUCAAUACCCGUGAUGAUUCCAUCUCCAACCCCAAGAAGGAUUUUGAAUUUGACCGAGUUUAUGGACCUCAUGUUGGACAAGCUGAGCUGUUCAGUGAUGUACAGCCACUGGUGCAAUCAGCUUUGGAUGGAUUUAACGUUUCUAUAUUUGCUUAUGGGCAAACUCACUCAGGAAAGACGCACACAAUGGAAGGAUCAAGCCACGAUCGUGGUCUGUAUGCUCGCUGUUUUGAGGAAUUGUUUGAUUUAUCUAACUCGGAUUCAACUUCAACUUCUCGAUUCAAAUUCUCUGUUACAGUUUUUGAGCUCUAUAAUGAGCAGAUAAGGGAUUUGCUCUCAGAAUCAGGAAGCAGUUUAUCAAUGGUUCGCUUAGGAACGGCAGAAUCUUUUAUAGAACUUGUACAGGAAAAAGUUGAUAAUCCAUUGGAGUUCUCUAAAGUCUUGAAAUCUGCAUUUCAAAGCCGGGGAAAUGAUGUUUUGAAGUUCAAUGUUUCUCAUUUGAUUAUCAUGAUACACAUAUAUUAUAACAAUUUGAUCACUGGAGAAAACACUUAUAGUAAGCUUUGUCUUGUUGACUUGGCUGGAAGUGAAGGUCUGAUAACAGAAGAUGAUAGUGGGGAGCGUGUAACUGAUUUGCUGCAUGUCAUGAAAUCACUUUCAGCGCUGGGAGAUGUUUUGUCGUCCCUGACUUCAAGAAAGGAUAUUGUUCCUUACGAAAAUUCAAUGCUUACCAAAGUAUUUGCGGACUCUCUAGGUGGAAACUCAAAAACUUUAAUGAUAGUUAAUGUAUGUCCAAAUGCUGUGAAUUUGUCUGAGACACUAUCAUCUCUCAAUUUCUCUGCUAGAGCUCGUAAUGCUGUUCUAAGCCUUGGAAAUCGAGAUACAAUUAAGAAAUGGAGAGAUAUUGCAAAUGAUGCACGUAAGGAGUUGUAUGAAAGGGAAAAGGAAAUCCAAGAUCUUAAACAAGAGACUGUGGGACUAAGACAGUCGCUUAAAGAAGCAAAUGAUCAGUGUAUCCUACUCUACAAUGAAGUUCAGAAAGCGUGGAAAGUGUCUUUAACACUACAGUCAGAUUUAAAGUCUGAGAAUCUGAUGCUUGCUGACAAGCAUAAGAUAGAGAAGGAACAAAACGCUCAGCUCAGAAAUCAGGUAGCUCAACUAUUACAUUUGGAACAGGAACAAAAGAUACAGAUUCAACAAAGAGAUUCCAUAAUUCAGACAUUGCAGGCCAAGAUUAAAAACAUUGAAUCUCAACUCAAUGAAGCACUUCAUUCAAGUGAAGUAAGGUCAACACCUGGCUCAGCACCAGGACAUGCUCUGUCAUCAAUAUCCAAGGCAACUGAGGAUGGCAUGGAUUCUUCAGCAGUAACCAAAAAACUGGAGGAAGAACUUAAAAAACGUGAUGCUCUCAUUGAGAGGUUGCACGAAGAAAAUGAGAAAUUGUUUGAUAGAUUAACAGAGAAAGCAUCAGUAGUUGGUUCACCCCAGGUAUCAAGUCCAUUAUCAAAAGGACUAGUGAAUGUUCAGUCACGGGACUCGGCCCGGAAUGAUAGUAACAAUAAAGGACGCUCUAUGGAUGCUGUUCCUUCCCCAUUAUCUGCCGAGAAGACUGAAGGGACAAUGGCUUUGGUUAAAUCAAGUUCUGAUAAAGUUAAAUCUACCCCAGCUGGAGAAUAUCUUACUACUGCAUUAAAUGACUUUGACCCAGAACAAUAUGACAGCCUUGCUGCCAUAUCAGAUGGAGCAAACAAGCUUCUGAUGCUGGUUUUGGCAGCGGUUAUUAAAGCAGGAGCAUCUAGAGAGCAUGAAAUACUUGCUGAAAUCAGAGAUGCCGUCUUCUCUUUUAUUCGUAAAAUGGAACCUAAGAGGGUGAUGGACACCAUGCUUGUUUCACGUGUCAGAAUUUUGUAUAUAAGAUCGUUGCUUUCUAGAUCACCUGAGCUGCAGUCCAUCAAGGUUUCCCCUGUUGAAUGCUUUUUAGAAAAGGCUAAUUCUGGACGCAGUAGAAGCUCCAGUCGAAGUAGCAGCCCCGGAAGAUCUCCUGUGCGUUAUGUUGAUGAGCAGAUCCAAGGCUUUAAAGUAAAUAUAAAGCCGGAAAAGAAGUCCAAGUUAUCUACAGUCGUUUUGAGAAUGCGAGGAAUUGAUCAGGAUACUUGGAGGCAGCAGCAGGUUACGGGUGGAAAGCUAAGGGAAAUACAAGAGGAAGCCAAAAGUUUUGCUAUAGGAAAUAAGGCUCUUGCUGCUCUUUUUGUCCAUACCCCAGCUGGCGAGCUUCAGCGGCAAAUUAGGUCCUGGCUUGCCGAAAACUUUGAGUUUCUUUCUGUCACAGGAGAUGAUGCAUCCGGGGGAACCACUGGUCAGUUAGAACUUCUUUCAACUGCAAUUAUGGAUGGUUGGAUGGCGGGUCUCGGUGCUGCUCUGCCUCCAAAUACUGAUGCACUUGGCCAACUUCUGUCCGAGUAUUCAAAGCGGGUCUAUAAUUCUCAGUUGCAGCACUUGAAGGAUAUUGCCGGGACCUUGGCUUCAGAAGAGGCUGAAGAUGCAUCACAAGUGGCAAAGCUGCGAUCAGCUCUUGAGUCUGUUGAUCACAAAAGAAGAAAGAUUUUGCAACAAAUGAGGAGUGAUGUAGCAUUAUUAAUGUUGGAAGAUGGUGGUUCACCUGUUCGGAAUCCUAAUACUGCAGCUGAAGAUGCACGAUUAGCAUCUCUUAUUUCUCUGGAUGCCAUAAUAAAGCAAGUCAAGGAUAUAAUAAGACAAUCCUCUGUAAGCACCUUGAGUAGAAGUAAAAAGAAAGUGAUGCUCUCAUCUCUAGAUGAACUUGCAGAGCGGAUGCCUUCUCUUCUUGAUAUUGACCAUCCUUGUGCUCAAAGGCAAAUUGCUGACACUCGUCGUGUGGUUGAGUCAAUACCUGAAGAGGAUGACAGUAUUCUUGAAGCAUCCAAUGCUCGCAAACCAUCUGCAGAUAUGGGUUCUGGUACUGAAACUGAUGUGGCACAGUGGAACGUAUUGCAGUUUAACACGGGCUCAACAACCCCAUUUAUAAUAAAAUGUGGAGCAAACUCAAAUUCUGAACUGGUCAUCAAAGCAGAUGCCCACGUUCAGGAACCAAAAGGCGGCGAAAUAGUGAGGGUGGUACCGAGACCGUCUGUUUUGGAAAAUAUGAGCUUGGAGGAUAUGAAACAAGUAUUCUCCCAACUUCCCGAGGCACUAAGCUUGCUUGCAUUAGCAAGAACAGCAGAUGGUACACGAGCUCGUUAUUCUCGACUGUACAGGACUUUGGCGAUGAAGGUUCCAUCACUAAGGGAUCUAGUGGGUGAGCUUGAAAAGGGAGGAGUACUAAAAGAUGUGAAGUCAUGAAUGGUGAAGGGUGUGUAGAAAUUGUUGCUUGCCUUGUGAAGGAGUUCCAGUGAGGUAUUUGUUAUUGUAAUCUAUUGUGCCAUUUUAUUAUAUUAACGGAAAAGUGAGCUCUAUAAACUCAACGUGUAAUCUAUUAGUACUCAUUGUAUCUUUACACGCAUUGAUCAUUGCUGAUACUAAUCGCAAUUUUGUGUAAUCUAUCAAAUGCUGCGCUUGUGCAUCGCCUACGCCUUAUGAAUGGAAAUGGAUCACUUAAUUUUUUAA